Molecule: messenger RNA, 3293 nt
Organism: Hermetia illucens (black soldier fly)
Lineage: Eukaryota; Metazoa; Arthropoda; Insecta; Diptera; Stratiomyidae
Exons: 11
Coding region: 872-2764 (630 amino acids)
Biological process (GO): signal transduction; G protein-coupled receptor internalization
Cellular component (GO): cytoplasm
Molecular function (GO): G protein-coupled receptor binding
Source: RefSeq, a predicted model, not a curated record
UAGACGCUUUCCUCCCGCUUAGGAAGCUUCGAGCGCGUUGUGAUGCUUCCCCAUGGCAUGCGAGGGUUGUUUGUUUCAAUUGGGUAGUGUUGUUUGUUAUCAGUGAAAAGUGGAAAAAUGUGAAAAUUGUGCAAGUCCUUGUUUUCCUCCGCUUUGUUCGGAAAGUAUGUGGAAGACCCUCUGAGGCACCCUUGAGGGUCCCGGCAGAAGUGAUCCUAAUAGAUUGCCAGUGGGGGCGAAUCGGAAAAUGAAAGACAACUUGUUGCACGUUGGCAAGAAUUUGUUGUUCUCAUACAGUUCUGUGUUGUUUGUUGAACGAGAGUGUUGUCCCAAAUGCUGGGAAUUUGCAUUAAAAAGUGAAAGUUGAGAUUUAAUUUUGUGGAAACUCGAGAGUUUGUGAAAGUUAUAAUGGCAGUGCUACUAUUACGGAUUCGUUAGGACUUUAUUCUUCUGGAGAAAAGUGGAUAUUUAUACGGAUUUAAUCUUUCUAAUUGGUUGGGCAGAAUCGGCUGUUAGAACUAGCAAUCCGUACAUAGUAUGUGUGAAGAACCAGGACUAAGUGGUCUUGAUUGGAAGACGUUCCUUGCAAUUUCACUCGGGUGGAAGGAGGCUCAAGGACGGCAGCGCACUACGUUUGAUAGUGCUACAAAGGCGCGCCAAUGGAGUACAACAAAACGAAUCUAAGGAUAAACUCGUUUGUUGAUAUUAUCAAUUCAGCUCUCGGCAAAUAGCUUUAUCACGCGAGUUGAUUGGAUUCCUCCGAUAAGAACUAAAAGCGGACUACCCUUCACUGUGAAUCAGCAUGAAGUGGGGAGGCGAAAGUUUCGGUUCGGUAAUAAAUUGGAGAUAAUGAAAUUGUGUUGCGUUCAACAUGGAAAAAAGCGGAACAUCCCGGAAACCUAAAGACGAAUGUGAUUCUCUAGGCUCGAAACGAGUCUUCAAAAAGACGUCAGCCAAUUCGGUGCUCACCCUCUACCUGGGAAGCCGCGAUCUUAUCUGCCAGCACGGCGUCGUAGAACCAUUGCGCGGUGUCAUCUUCAUCGAUCCAAAAUUUAUGUGUAGUCAAAAAGUUUAUGGACAAUUAACGCUUACUUUCAGGUACGGGCGCGAAGACGAGGAGGUGAUGGGGCUUAAAUUCUGUAAUGAAGCUGUAAUUGCGUUGAAACAAAUCUGGCCUAAAGUCAAUUAUGAUGAGGAACUCAUAACUCCCCUUCAGCAAGCGUUAUUGGAACGUCUGGGCCAUGGAUCUCAUCCCUUCACAUUAGAGAUAGGAAUGUUAGCGCCACCCAGCGUGCAACUCGUCCCCGCGAAGAAGUAUAAUGGGGCCCCGAUUGGUACCAGCUACGACGUUCGCGUAUAUAUGAACGAUCUAAACGACGAGAAGUUCCAGCGACGAACGACGGUCAAAUUAGGUAUUCGUCUCAUGCACAAAAUCUCGUCGGAUUUGAAAGCGAUUCAAGAAACUAAUCCGAUAUUCACGUCAAUUCCAAAAACCAUACGACUGCGACUGUCACCCAAACAAAUUAAAUUCCACUAUCUCUACAAGAACCACCAUCAGACGACGAAGAGUUCCAGUGAUACCACCAGCUGCACGGACAAUGGGGUAGGUGGUAGCAGCGAGACAGCAACUAUCGGGUAUAAGGACGAAGGAAGCAAUCAUCUACCACAUAAUCCAGCCAUGCCAGUAGCGACUAAGCCUCGACCGACAUCCAUCACACCGGAUUUCGCGUCUCUGAGGACGACGCAGGAAACAACACAACCGAACGAUAUUAGCGGAUCAUCGUCCACCAUAGGGACCUCGCGCUCCCUGCCGUCCAGCUUGAAGGGCCCCGAAGGAUGUGUAAAUAAACCGUUUUUAUGGACAGAAGGACGUGUUAGCCUGAAAGCAUCACUUAAUAAAUCUGCGUAUAGACAUGGAGAACCAAUUUCAGUGACGGUGGAUAUAAGGAAUAAUAGUAGGAAAUUGAUACGUAAAAUGAGGAUAUACGCUGUACAACAUGUAGACGUUUGCAUGUUUAGUAAUGGUAAAUUCAAGAACGUUGUAGCUGAAAUUAAUGAGACUCGUCAGAUUAAAUCCAAUGAGAUUUUCAUUCACACAUAUGACAUUCUUCCCGCAAAAGGUCCCACAAAAAACUGGAUCGCCGUCGAGAGUUUGUUUACCAAUAACAUGUCAAUUGACUCGUCUUCGGAUUCUGCUAACAAUUACAAGAUAGCAUCAAGCGCCCAUCGCAUCCCCCAAACAGGCGAGGAGCGUAACGUCUUUGCGAUUUACGUAGCAUACUAUGUGAAAGUCAAGUUAACAUUGAGCGGCAUGGGUGGCGAGGUAUCCCUGAAAUUACCAUUUAUAUUAGGUCAUGUGGAUGACGACGAUGCUAUUGAUGCGGCCGAAUCCUCCGAUUGCCAUAAAGACAAAAUUGGAAACGGCAAAUCCACAAAAUUUCAAAAUCCAUCGUCAACGGACACAACAACAGCUAUCAGCACUACGACAUCGGCUACCCAUCACAAGGACAUUAUCGAAGAAGAACUACACGAAGAGGCCGAUUCAAUAUCUCUCCUUAAUGAAGACCAGGACAGCAAGAAGCAGGAGGAGCUCAAGGAAGAAAAAUUCAAACAAGAAAGGAAUUUAUUGCAUCGAUAUAAACUGAAACGGGAAAGUUAUAGUCGAUCCUGUGAGGAUAUCGAAAGUUUAUCGAAAAAUGAUGAAUGCACUGUUAGCGCCGUAAAAGCUCUAGUUCAUAGACAGGCGAGCGAUAGUAAUGAUUAAGGCUGGCGUUGAAAAAUAAGGACACGAAAAUAUUUGAGGUAUACAGGCUGCAAUCGUUGCCAGGAAAAUGGCAGGAAAGGGAAUCUCAUUUUAUACACGUGUGAAAUGGAAGGGAAUAAUUUAAUGUUAGGAGAUCCAUAAAUUAUAAUACUACUCGAUCAAUGUUUAGUGCCUAAUAAAUCAACUGAGUCCGCUUCCCCCGUUUCAUUCGUAUACCCCCAGAGGAAACACUGAACCUUUGGCUAGAGAAAGUUAACCUUGCAUUCAUCACAAUAAAAAUUGUACUCAUGUUUAUGAAGCCUUACCCUGGACGAAGGAGAGGAGUUUUGACCAAGACCAUCUAUUGCUUGUAUGGAAUUUAUAUGUACUUCCAGUAAUUCGCUAGCGCGAACAUAACACCCUUCACUUGCAUGUAAAACAUUUGUCAAUGGGUUCCAACACGUUUGGUACUCAAUAUUUUCGUGGCAUGUACUGUAAGUUUACGAUAAAUUUAAGUUAGCUACGAAGCGCUUUGUAUUAUACAAAAAAG